AUGUUGAUCUCGAGGCUACUACGUCAGAUCACGAAGAGAUGGUUUGACAUGCGGAAAACUACUAGGCGGAGCAUACAGUCUGCCAAAGAUAUGGUUUUCCACAGCGGUGUUCUUAUCAUCGGUACCCUCUUCAUAAUCUGGCUAUCCAUAUUCCUUUACACGGUCUUUUACUAUUCCUAUAUGCCCAGCAUGUCAUAUGUGCGUCCCGUACACUUGCAAUUCAAAUCAUGUGACGAGAAGAAAGGAAUCUGUAGCUUUCCACAAGCUCAAGUACAGUUGACCAAAAAGAAUCAGCUCCUGAUGGUAGGACAGCCAUACAAAGUAAAUUUACAUCUAGAAAUGCCGGAAUCACCAGCCAAUAAAGAGCUUGGUAUGUUCAUGGUGUGCGCUCAUUUGCGAAGUCGUGAUGGGUUCCUUGUGGACCAUACAUGUAAAUCAGCAAUGUUACAUUAUCGCAGCACAUUAUUACACACGCUUACAACUCUUAUGUUUUCGCCUAUGAUGAUUUUUGGAAAUGUUGAGGAGAAGCAGGACGUUGUCCUCGAACUAUUUGGUAAUUUUGAGGAGGAUCAGAGUCAUCCGGUGACAAUUAUUUUUAUUGAGAUUCAGUCACGCCAUAUAGAAUUCUAUUCUGCUAAUCUUAUGAUUAAUGCUCAUUUAUCAGGAUUACGUUAUUGGAUGUUUUAUUGGCCAAUUUUGUCAGCUUGUAUUGGCAUUGCUACAAAUUUGUUUUUCAUAAUGCUUGUAUGCACAUUAUCAUAUCUGCACAUUGUUCAUGAAGAAGAAAAUACAGACAAUAACUUCAAUUACGAGAAAGGCGAGAUAGAAGAUGAUAAUCUUAAGAGCGACCUGUCAGGUACAUCCUCUCAAGAAGAUAUAUUAUCUGUAACAGACCUCAAAAGUGAGGAAAAAAGUAUAGAAGAAGAAAAACUUAUUAAAGGCGAGCCGAGUUAUAUCCAGGAAAUUUCUACAUUAAUUGCUGAAUCAUCGAGUAGCUCGUUGGUUAAAUAAUUUAUUAUUAUGCUUAGAAAUUAUGGUUAAUUUAUCUAUGUAAUAUAAAAAUGAAUUUUAUAAAAUGAAUAAUUUUGUAAAUA
Messenger RNA from Pogonomyrmex barbatus (red harvester ant), 1094 nucleotides. It is a transcript of the gene Seipin, whose product is annotated as lipid droplet biogenesis associated protein seipin. Gene Ontology annotation, biological process: lipid storage; lipid droplet organization. Gene Ontology annotation, cellular component: endoplasmic reticulum membrane. Lineage: Eukaryota; Metazoa; Arthropoda; Insecta; Hymenoptera; Formicidae. The record is from RefSeq and is a predicted model, not a curated record.